CGUUCAUCACUUCUCAUCUUCACUCACUACAACAACAGCCAUGCCAGUUUACAAGUACGACGUUACCAUGACCUGCUCUGGAUGCAGUGGUGCUGUCACCCGCGUCUUGAACAAGCUGAAGGACGCAGGUUCUGUUGAGCAGUUCGAUGUCUCGCUCGAGACCCAGAAGGUCACUGUCGAGUCCGAAAAGCUUAGCGAGGCUGAUAUCCUCCAGACCAUCCAGAAGACUGGCAAGGCCGCCAAGGUUGCCUCGGACUAAGUGUCCACGCUUGCUUGCGUGCUCUUUGAGUAGCUGCCCUUUGUCCUUGUCUCUUCAUCUACGCCCUUUGCACUCCCCUGAAUAAAAGAAAAUUGUCAAAAGAUGUACAUGUACCUUGUCGGCCUGUCAGAAUCCGAACGUGACAAAAGCACAUGAAACAGUCUUGGG
This is a messenger RNA of Gamsiella multidivaricata, 427 nucleotides long. RefSeq names its product copper transport protein ATOX1-like protein. Lineage: Eukaryota; Fungi; Mortierellomycota; Mortierellomycetes; Mortierellales; Mortierellaceae. The coding region runs from base 41 to 259 and encodes 72 amino acids. Gene Ontology annotation, molecular function: copper chaperone activity; metal ion binding. Gene Ontology annotation, cellular component: cytosol. The record is from RefSeq and is a predicted model, not a curated record. The transcript is spliced from 4 exons. Gene Ontology annotation, biological process: copper ion transport.